This is a messenger RNA of Daldinia loculata, 327 nucleotides long. RefSeq lists its product as uncharacterized. NCBI's taxonomy places the organism in Eukaryota, Fungi, Ascomycota, Sordariomycetes, Xylariales, Hypoxylaceae. Bases 1 to 327 code for a protein of 108 amino acids. The transcript has 2 exons. The record is from RefSeq and is a predicted model, not a curated record.
AUGUCUGACGUCUAUACCGAUAAUAUGACCCGCAAUGAUAGCGAGGUCCAAAGUAAUAUUGGAUAUCUACUCCAUCCUGCUGUUGUCGCCAGCCUGCCUCCAAAGCCACGAAUUGCAGAUAUAGGGACCGGGACCGGCAAGUUCCUAUUACUUCUCCGAGAACAAUAUCCCGAUGCCAUCCUCGAUGGUUACGACAUAUCCCCAAAGCUCUACCCUCAAGAGAACACGCUCCUACCAAAUGUAUCUCUUGGUGUACUAGAUAUUAAACAGCCUGCUCCAAAGGAACUUCACGGAAAAUACGACGUGGGGUCGCGCAGGAGCAAAUAG